AUGGCUUUGCAACAAUCACAACAAGUCUCGCCCGCCGAGUCUCUCCUCUCGGCACCAAGUGACAACUAUACAUCGCUCUUCGCUGAGUCGAGCACCCCGGAUCACAACCUUACCAUGGACCCCAUGGAGAUGAUGACGCCCCAAUCAUAUGCCUGCGAUAGAUCGGACAGGCUAUCACCCGUCGCCGAAGACGGGACUGAAAUCAAGACGGAAGAUCAAGAUACAAACGACAAGAGGCCUGCCAAGAAGCGCAAGUCCUGGGGCCAGGUUCUUCCCGAGCCCAAGACCAACUUGCCUCCCCGCAAGCGAGCCAAGACCGAUGACGAAAAGGAGCAGCGCCGCGUCGAGCGAGUUCUUCGUAAUCGCCGCGCCGCGCAGUCCUCCCGCGAGCGCAAAAGGCUCGAGGUCGAAGCCCUUGAGCAGCGUAAUCAGGAACUUGAGGCGCUCCUUAUCAACGCUCAAAAAGCCAACCUUAUUCUCGCCGAGGAGCUCGACCGAUUCCGCCGCGACUCUGGUGUUGUUACACGCACCUCAUCACCCUUGGACUCGCUUCGCGAUAACCAAAUUACUCUAUCUCCCGAGCUCUUUAGCUCGCAAGACGGUCACACCGCCGACGCCAAGUUGGCCAAUGGGCUUGUUGAUGAACUUCUCAUGACAGCCAACCCUACUGUUGACCCCGUUGCUCUCUCUCCCGAGCUCGGCCCAAAGAAGGAGGCUAGCAUCGAGUCCGCAACCACGGAACAGACUGAGACCACCUCUCCCGACCUGACACAAUAUCCUGCUGAGAUGUUGUCUGACCUGCAGUGUCACAUGUCGGCGGAGGAUGCUGCUCCUUUCAGCAUCAGCGAUGAUUUCGGCGUGUCAACGGCCGCUGACACAGAUCGCUAUCUCCUCGAAAGCGGGCUUUUCGCUUCUCCCAACUCCUCAACUUUUGACGACGAUUAUAUGGUUGGUGACUCUUCCUCCAGCUUCGCGGAUCAACCACUCGAGCUCUUCGACAUCAACGACUUUCUCAGCGACGAGGCAAAGCACGUCGCCUCUGACAUUAUGGCAGCGAGCGACUAUGCCGCUGCGGACCACGGCCUCGACUUCAAGGUCCACGACCCUGAGACUCAAAUCUCUACGUAA
Beauveria bassiana ARSEF 2860 is the source of this 1128-nucleotide messenger RNA. RefSeq names its product transcription factor. The transcript has 2 exons. Gene Ontology annotation, biological process: positive regulation of transcription by RNA polymerase II. Lineage: Eukaryota; Fungi; Ascomycota; Sordariomycetes; Hypocreales; Cordycipitaceae. The record is from RefSeq and is a predicted model, not a curated record. Gene Ontology annotation, molecular function: DNA-binding transcription factor activity, RNA polymerase II-specific. The coding region runs from base 1 to 1128 and encodes 375 amino acids.